AUGAAUAUAUUGACUGCUCGAGUACGCGUCGCUGGGACAUGGUUCUCCGCUAAUUCAGUAAUUAUCAAUCAGAAGAAUUUUGCAUUUUAUCGCCCUUCAAUAGUUCACCCGACUCGCUAUUUUCAUUCUUCGCUCACAACGUAUUAUGCUAACAUACAAGGGCCUCCUCAAUCGACUUUUGAUAAAAUAUUGAUUGCAAAUCGUGGAGAAAUCGCUGUUCGUGUAAUCCGUACAGCCAAAAAAAUGGGUAUUAAAACAGUAGCAAUCUAUUCAGAUGCGGAUGCUCGAAGUUUGCAUGUGGAAAUGGCAGAUGAAGCGGUCCAUGUAGGACCUCCACCAACAAAUCAAAGUUAUCUCAAUAUCCCCAAUAUUCUCCAAGCGAUCAAAUCAACUGGAGCACAAGCUGUACAUCCAGGUUAUGGAUUUUUGUCGGAAAACUCGCAUUUUGUGAAAUCACUUAACGAAGCAGGAAUCGUGUUUAUAGGACCGGGAGAAUCAGCAAUGGCAGAUUUAGGUGAUAAGAUUCGAAGCAAAAUUAUAGCUAAACAAUCUGGCGUUAAUACUAUCCCUGGUUUUGAUGGCGUCGUAAGGGAUAAUGAUCAUGCUUUAGAAAUCGCGCGAUCGGUCGGUUAUCCUGUAAUGUUGAAGGCUUCAGCGGGAGGAGGCGGAAAGGGUAUGCGCAUUGCAUGGAACGAUCAAGAUGUUAUUGAUGGUUUCAAAAUUGCAUCACAGGAAUCAUUAUCAAGUUUUGGCGAUAGCCGUUUAUUAAUUGAGAGAUACAUCGAUAAUCCACGUCAUAUUGAAAUUCAAGUUCUCGCAGAUAAAUUUGGAAAUGUAUUAUAUUUUCCUGAACGAGAAUGUUCAAUUCAAAGAAGAAAUCAAAAAGUUAUUGAAGAAGCACCAAGUACUUUUUUAGAUCCAGCAACACGUAAAGCUAUGGGAGAACAGGCUGCUUCACUCGCUAGACACGUCGGUUAUGUAUCAGCUGGGACAGUUGAAUUUUUGGUGGAUCCUCAGCGUAAUUUUUACUUCUUGGAAAUGAAUACACGUCUUCAAGUUGAGCAUCCUAUCACCGAAUAUAUUACAGGAAUUGAUUUAGUUGAACAAAUGAUUCGUAUAGCAGCAGACCAGAAAUUGUCGAUGACUCAAGAAGACAUAAAAUUUCGCGGAUGGGCGUUUGAAUCACGUGUAUAUGCAGAGGAUUCAGAAAAAUAUUUACCAUCUAUCGGACGUCUUAGUAAAUACAUAGAGCCACAAAGCUCAACUGAUAAACACGAAGUCCGUUGUGAUUCUGGUAUCGUAGAAGGGAGCGAAAUCAGUAUAUAUUAUGAUCCUUUGAUUUGCAAACUUUCUACUUAUGGAGAAACAAGGGAUGAAGCCAUUAAUAUCAUGCUAAAAGCUUUAGAUUCUUAUGUUAUUAAAGGCGUUACUCAUAAUAUUCCAUUACUUCGCGAAGUUAUUUCAAGCCGAAGAUUUCGAUCUGGUAAUAUAUCCACAAAAUUUCUUGCAGAAGAAUAUCCAGGUGGAUUUAAAGGUCAUGUUGUCAAAGAUGAAUCUCUACAUGAACUUAUUUCCAUUUCUGCGUUUGUUCAUGCUAAACGUGAUUUGAGAAAUUGGAGUUGGAUUGAUGGAAAAGAAACUUUAUUUAGAGGUGACUUGAACAAAAACGCACCAAGUAAAUGGGAUCUUUGGAUAACAAUUAAUAAAAAUAAGGUUAUUGAACCUAUUAACGUAAAAGUUGAGAAAAAAAACAUGAGCGAAGAAGAAUUUGAGAUCCUAAUACCAAACCAUCCAAAAACUAUAAUAUCAGCUAAAUGGCCAUUGGAAUCACCACUGAUUAAUGCAUUUCUUCUUAUUGAUAAUCAAGAAAACAAGACGUUAAUUGCGCAAUAUGUCGAUCCUUUACCGAUUGGCUUCCGAUUACAAUAUGCAGGCACAAAAUUUGAUAUCACAGUCCACACACAACGACAGCAUGAGCUGAGUCAACAUAUGAUCGAAAAACCAAAACAAGAUUUGUCCAAGGUGAUAUUGAGUCCUAUGCCUGGUAGUGUUGUAAGCGUGGCCGUGGAAGCUGGCGAUAUGGUUGCUGAAGGAACCGAAAUUGCUGUAGUAGAGGCCAUGAAAAUGCAAAACAUAUUACGCGCUUCACGUGCAAGUAAAGUGAAGAAGGUUAACGUUAAACCAGGUGAUGCAGUGGCUGCGGAAGAGGUUAUAGUAGAAUUGGAGGAU
Molecule: messenger RNA, 2229 nt
Organism: Racocetra persica
Lineage: Eukaryota; Fungi; Glomeromycota; Glomeromycetes; Diversisporales; Gigasporaceae
Source: the annotation of a GenBank genome assembly